This is a messenger RNA of Mesorhabditis belari, 699 nucleotides long. NCBI's taxonomy places the organism in Eukaryota, Metazoa, Nematoda, Chromadorea, Rhabditida, Rhabditidae. The record is from the annotation of a GenBank genome assembly.
AUGCAGAAGCUUGUCUUGAUCGUUGGUGUGGUUUGCCUUGUGCAGGCUGGUCCUAUGGGCCCACCACCAGGAAUGGGUCCUGGGCCAGGAGGUCCUGGUGGACCAGGUGGUCCAGGAGGACCAGGAGGUCCAAGAGGAGAUGGUCCAGGAGGACCAGGAGGUCCAAGAGGAGAUGGCCCAGGAGGACCAGGAGGACCAGGAGGCCCAGGAGGCCCAGGAGGACCUCCUCCACCACCACCUCCCCCACCUGGCCCCUUUGAUCCAAAUGGACCUCGACCACCUCCACCUCCCCCACCACCACCAGGCACCCGCCCACCACCUCCACCCCCAUCCGGUCGCACUCGUCCUCCUCCACCACCAUCCGGUGGCACCAAUCGACCCACAACUGGCAGCCCAUUCUUCACGACAACUGUAUCAUCAAGCACUUGCCCAGAUCUGCCUAGCACAACAAAUGGAGCCGAUGUGGGACCGGCUAUUGCUGGUCAAUGCCCGAAUGGUUUCUGUCGAUUCAAUGGAGUUGAAGAUCGGUGUUAUGAUCAAAGCCUCCUCUGCCCAAGCUCAACGGCGGCCAUCGUUUCAACUACAGUGGCUGGACCCGCUACCGCCGACUUGGUCUGCCCUGCAACCACUCACUGUGUCAAUGGAUACACCCAAUCCUCAUCGGGGCAAACCUUUUACGCAAACUUCUGCAUCUACGAC